AUGAAUAAGGAAGUGUGUAUAAGGUUCAAGAAUGUAUGGGAUGCUUUUCCCGAUACAUUGGACAAUAAUAAAAAUUAUCAAUUUAAUGAUUUUGUGCUUUUAAAUAAUGAUUGUAAUCAUAAUAAAUUUUCAAAUAAUUAUUGUAAUAAUAAUAAUAAUUUUCCAAUUAGUUAUUGUAAUGAUAACAAAAUUCGAAAUGAUUUGGAUAAAAUAAGUGCUGGAUGUUUAUAUUUGUUGGAUGAAUUCAUUAAGGAUUGUGGUGUGGUUCCCCCUCCUGCAAAAAAUAACAUCAAUAUUGUUGAUUACAUUUUGAUAUGGUUAAGUUAUAUGUUAAACCUGAAAAUUAGUGAAGAAGAACAAAUUAUAACGUGUUUUUAUAGUGAAUACAUACAUGGUUGUGAUAGGUAUAACACGAAAAUAAAUGAAAUAACUGAUUAUGAUAGUUAUAAGGAUCUUUUAGAUAAAAAAAAUGAUGUGUUGAAUAUGGAUAGUAAUUAUGUACCUAAAUUUUAUGAAGCAUUUAAAUCAUUAUGUAACUUGUAUAAUGAACUUGAUGAUGAAAAAAAAAAUUGCAAGAAUUAUUUGAAUGAUAAUAAUGAAUUUUUUAAAAAAUAUGAAAAACUUAAGAAUGAUUCUGAUAUUGCUGAUAAAAGUCCAUAUAAAGAAAUAUUGUUCACUUUAUCAACUGAUUAUGAUAAUUUAAAAAAUGAAUGUAACGAUACUUCAUCCUCUACAUCGACAGAAACAUUAAAAAAUUCAGAACAACGUUCUGUAGAAAGUUUUAAACAAUUUUUUGCAGAAUUUGGAGAAGAUUUGGGACAAGAAUUUGGACAAGGAUUUGGACAAGGAUUUGGACACGAUUCUGAAUCGGAUUCUGAACUGAGUUCUGAAGCUACACCAUCAAGUUCGUCGAUAGUAAGCAAAUUAAUUCCAGUUUUAUUGAUAUUUGGUGCAAUAGGAUUUUUUUUAGGAAUUUCUUAUAAGUAUUCGUUAUUUGGAUUUCGGAAACGAUCUCAAAAACAACAAAUAAAAGAAAAGCUAAAAAAAUAA
This is a messenger RNA of Plasmodium yoelii, 1050 nucleotides long. Its product is annotated as PIR protein. Bases 1 to 1050 code for a protein of 349 amino acids. The record is from RefSeq and is a predicted model, not a curated record. Lineage: Eukaryota; Apicomplexa; Aconoidasida; Haemosporida; Plasmodiidae. The transcript is spliced from 3 exons.